Penicillium alfredii is the source of this 1665-nucleotide messenger RNA. Its product is annotated as lysophospholipid acyltransferase. The transcript is spliced from 4 exons. The record is from RefSeq and is a predicted model, not a curated record. Lineage: Eukaryota; Fungi; Ascomycota; Eurotiomycetes; Eurotiales; Aspergillaceae. Gene Ontology annotation, biological process: glycerophospholipid biosynthetic process; lipid modification. Gene Ontology annotation, molecular function: 1-acylglycerol-3-phosphate O-acyltransferase activity; 1-acylglycerophosphocholine O-acyltransferase activity. Gene Ontology annotation, cellular component: membrane; endoplasmic reticulum. Bases 1 to 1665 code for a protein of 554 amino acids.
AUGUUGCCUUACAUCGACUUCGUGUUCGACUACCCAGCCCGGCUCACUGGCGCAUCUAUUGAUGAGUUGAAGCUGAUUGCCUCGUUCUUGCUCUCCUACCCACUGGCCGCCCUCUUGAAACGGAUUCCCGACGCUCAACCGUGGAAGAAGAAUGCCUUCAUUAUCGGUGUGUCGCUGUUCUACAUAAUCGGCCUGUUCGACCUCUGGGAUGGUCUACGCACGAUAUUGUAUGCCGCAGCGGGCACCUACGCGAUCGCUUACUAUUUGGAUGGAUCGCUCAUGCCCUGGUUCGGAUUCGUCUUUCUCAUGGGCCACAUGUCGAUUAGCCAUAUCUACCGCCAAAUCCUCGACGAUGCCCAGGUGGUGGACAUCACCGGUGCACAGAUGGUCCUCGUCAUGAAGCUCUCUUCUUUCUGCUGGAACAUCCAUGACGGGCGUCUUCCAUCGGAGCAGCUCUCGGAUGCGCAGAAGUACUCGGCUAUCACCGAAUUUCCGGGGAUAGUAGAUUUCCUAGGCUAUGUGUUAUUUUUCCCGUCGCUCUUCGCGGGUCCAUCGUUUGAGUAUGUCGACUACCGCCGCUGGAUCGACACCACGCUCUUCGAUAUCCCCCCUGGCACCGACCCGUCCAAAGUGCCGCCGACCCGCAAAAAGCGCAAGAUCCCCCGCAGCGGCACCCCGGCUGCAAUCAAGGCGUUUGUUGGACUGGGUUGGAUCUUUGCUUUUUUGCAGCUGGGCAGCAGGUACUCAGCAGACUUUAUACUCUCGGAUGCCUUCCUCAAAUAUUCGUUCCUUCGCCGUGUAUGGUUCGCACACAUGGUCGGAUUUGCAGCUCGUCUCAAGUAUUACGGCGUGUGGUCCCUGACCGAGGGUGCCUGUAUUCUGUCUGGCAUGGGGUAUAAUGGCUUCGAUCCGAAGUCUGGUAAGGUCUUCUGGAACCGGUUGGAGAACGUCGACCCCUGGAGCCUGGAAACCGCCCAGAACUCCCACGGAUACCUGGGGAGCUGGAACAAGAACACCAACCACUGGUUGCGCAACUAUGUGUAUCUGCGUGUUACGCCCAAGGGCAAGAAGCCCGGUUUCCGCGCCAGCAUGGCCACCUUUGCCACCAGUGCACUCUGGCACGGGUUUUACCCGGGAUACUAUUUGACCUUUGUGCUGGGAUCAUUCAUUCAGACUGUUGCAAAGAACUUCCGCCGCUAUGUCCGCCCCUUCUUCCGGACCCCAGACGGCACCCGCCCCAUGCCCAACAAGCGAUACUACGACAUUCUCAGCUGGCUCGCCACACAGCUGACCCUCUCCUUUACCGUGCUACCCUUCAUUCUACUGAGCUUCGGCGACUCCAUAACUGGCUGGUCGCGUGUCUACUUCUACGGCAUCGUCGGCACCGCCGUCUCCCUGGCAGUAUUCGCCUCCCCGGCCAAAGCCUACCUUAUUAGCCAGUUGAAGCGCCGCAACCGCCCUCACGUCCCGCGCACUGUCAGCCAGGAGUCCGUGCGACCUCCUACGCUGGGUCUGCCUAACGACCCGGAGCGCGACUUCGACGAGGCUGUCCAGGAAAUGAUGUCGGAAAUUGAGUCGCGCCGCAGGCGGGGCAGUGCCGUGACCAUGCCCACUGGUGAAGAGCUGAAGAUUGCUGUUGAGCAGCGAAUCGGCAGGAAGCUUUAG